Messenger RNA from Entrophospora candida, 1407 nucleotides. The record is from the annotation of a GenBank genome assembly. Lineage: Eukaryota; Fungi; Glomeromycota; Glomeromycetes; Entrophosporales; Entrophosporaceae.
AUGUUAACGUUUUCAAUUCAAGAUUUUAUUUUCUUAAGUUUAUUAAUUGUCAUUUGUUAUGUGAUAGAUUUUUAUGUGAAUUAUUUUAAACGUCCAAAUAAGUUACCAGGUCCUUUACCAUUACCAUUAAUUGGUAAUUUGAUUUCAUAUAAUGAUUUGGCAGCUUGGGUAAAUGGUCUUCAAUCAAAAUAUGGUGAUAUUGGUGAAGUAUGGAUUGGUGGAGAAAGAGCCAUUUGGUUAGGUAGAGCUGAAUAUGUUGAGAAAGUUUUUAAACCUUCAUUUGGUAAUUAUAAUAAGCGUACAACUCCAAACAAAGGAUUGGAUAUAUUGGACAUGACUUCUAAAGGUUUAUUAUUCAAUAAUAAUCACAAUAAAUGGAGUUAUAAUCAAAGAUUUUUCUCAAAAGCCAUCUUAGCACCAAGUUUUGUCAGACAAAGUGUAAAGAUCACUCAAUCAUUAUUUUUGGAAAUGGAAAAAUAUUGGGAGGAUUUGAGUCAACAAAAUGGUGAAAUCAAUAUGACAGAUUGGGCUCCAAGAUUUUUUGCUGAGGCAACCUUAUUGACAACAACAAAUAAAAAAUUUGACACUCUAAAUAAUUAUCAUAAAGUUUUGUGUGCACCUGAAAAAAAUUCUGAACAAGAAAGCCUAAUUCAUCAUGUUAGAACUAUGAUUGAAGGAAUGGAAUUCUUUUUGAUGGUACCUACAUUUUUACAUGUUUUGCCAAACUACAAUAGCUCUGCCAAAAAAUUCCUUUGCAGUUUUGACUGGAUGAGGAAGCAUUACCUGUCAAAUUUGAUUAAAGAACGUAGAAAUGAAAUUGAAAAAACACCAAUUGGUCAAGAAUUGACUCCUGAUAUGUUGACCUUGAUGUUAACAUUUAAUACACCACGUGAUAAAUCACAAAAUGAUGAUCAACAUCCUGAACCAAUGGCUGAUGAAGACAUAUGUGGAAAUAUUUUGGAAGCUAUUUUAGGUGGAAUUAACACAACUUCAAGUGCAAUUUGUUUCAUUAUUUACUAUGUUUGUCACAAUCCUGAAGUAAAACAGCAUAUUGUUGAAGAAAUUCAAGAAAUCUUUGAUUUAAAUUCUGACAUUAUCUUUGAAGAUUUGCAUAAAUUACAUUAUUGUGAAGCUGUGAUUAAAGAAGUUUCACGUCACCUAACAGUAGCACCAGUGAUUUUUAGAAUGGCAGAACAUUCUGAUGAAAUAGAUGGACAUAAAUUUGAAGGUGGAUUGAGAAUGUGCCCAGGUCGAAAUCUAGCAAUGACAGAACUUAAAACUUUUAUGGUUUUAUUAUUUGGAAAAUUUAAUGUUGAAUUGAUUGAUUAUUCAGCACCUUUGAAAUCUCAUUUUGGGUUGACAAGACAUUGUGAUGAACUAAAGCUGAAACUUAUUCCUAGAAAAUAA